AUGUCGUAUGAAGAAGUGUCAACGAGACAUAAUGAUGAUAAAAAUCUUGAAACAAAGGAUAAAACAGAAGAAAAAGACAGGAACGCUAUAAUUGCUGGUUUGCAGCAACUUCGUGAACAACAAAAAAAUAUCGUUAUGGAAUUAACACGAGUAGAAGACGAUAAACGUGAACAUGAACGUGUCCUGCAAGUGUUGAGAAAAAUGGAAGGUAGUAGAAAGUGCUUUCGAAUGAUAGGCACGACAUUAGUGCAACAUGAAAUAAGAACAGUAUUGCCCAUAUUGGAAUCAACAUUAGGAAAUCUGGAUGCAUUAGUCAAUUCCAUGAAGGAUAAUUUGAUAGAAAAAGGAAAAGAAUUGCAAGAGUAUACGGAGAAGCAUAAAAUUCGUUAUAUCAGUGAGAAAGAAUUGAGGGAGGAAUCUGAACGUAACAUGAAGAAAUAA
Cercopithifilaria johnstoni is the source of this 441-nucleotide messenger RNA. Lineage: Eukaryota; Metazoa; Nematoda; Chromadorea; Rhabditida; Onchocercidae. The record is from the annotation of a GenBank genome assembly.